Rhipicephalus microplus (southern cattle tick) is the source of this 1294-nucleotide messenger RNA. Its product is annotated as CCR4-NOT transcription complex subunit 7. The record is from RefSeq and is a predicted model, not a curated record. Gene Ontology annotation, molecular function: poly(A)-specific ribonuclease activity; nucleic acid binding. Gene Ontology annotation, cellular component: CCR4-NOT complex. NCBI's taxonomy places the organism in Eukaryota, Metazoa, Arthropoda, Arachnida, Ixodida, Ixodidae.
AUGCAGAAUAGUGGCUCUCAUGUUCUUGAAGGUGGAGGCUGCAGCCCUGGCGAUGCAGUGAUCCUGCCUGGUCGUGGUGCUGAAUCUUGCCAAGCUGUACAUGGGAAAGGCCGUCCUAUUCUUGAAGGUGGAGGCUGGAGCCCUGGCCAUGCAGUGAUCCUGCCUGGGCCGGGCACUGAAUCUUGCCAAGCUGUACACGGAAGUGGCCGUUGUAUUCUUGAAGGUGGAGGCUGCAGCCCCGGCCAUGCAAAGAUCCUGCCUGGGCCUGGCGCCGUGUUCAUCCCCCGAGUCAACAUUGCUGGCAGUGGUGUUGACAAAGAAAGAUAUGAGCCUGUAGCCCUCAGCAGGCCUGGUAGUAUCCGAGAGGUGUGGGCCUCUAACCUUGAGGAAGAAUUCCGGGCCAUGAGGCAAACGGUCCAGCAGUAUAACUAUGUUGCUAUGGACACAGAGUUUCCAGGAAUCGUAACACAUCCCAUCGGGUUUUUUAGCAGUGCCGCAGAUUAUCAGUAUCAACUGCUGCGAAGUAACGUAAACUCACUCGACAUAAUCCAGCUCGGUCUCACCUUUUUUGAUGAAGCUGGAAACCCAGCCCCAGACUGCUGCACCUGGCAGUUCAACUUCAAGUUCAAUCUGAAUGCAGACAUGCAUGCACAAGAUUCAAUUCUUCUACUAGUCAACUCGGGCAUACAGUUUGCAAAGCACAGUGCAGAAGGCAUUGAGCCAAACGAAUUUGCACAGCUUUUCACGAUUUCUGGUAUUGUCUACUCUGAAAAUGUCCGGUGGCUCACUUUUCAUAGUGGGUAUGACUUUGGCUACAUGAUCAAGCUGUUGUUAGAUCAAAACCUGCCUGAAGACGUUGGUGAGUUUUUUGAACUGCUGCGGAUCAUAUUCCCAAAGAUUUAUGAUCUCAAGUUUCUCAUGAGGGGCUGCAAAUCCUUUCGAGGAGGCUUACAAGAACUGGCAAACCAACUUCACGUAGAACGUGUUGGACAACAUCAUCAGGCAGGCAGUGACAGCUUGCUUACAGCUGAAGCCUUUUUUAAAAUGCGGAAAGUGUUCUUCAGUGACCAGAUUGACGAUGCCAAGUACUGCGGACAAAUCUAUGGCCUGGGUCCAGAAUUCGACUCAACCGGUAGCUUUCGCACUACUAAAAAAGAUCCUUUGCCUCCGCCCAUGAUCAGAAAAGUUUUAUUUUGAUGGCGUUCCUUGGUGCUUCCCACCAGUUCAGCCCAGCUUUGCUGUGCUGACUCGAUAUAAUCGGGACUACCACUGUGUCUGAUGUGCCUUGCCGUGA